Chrysemys picta bellii (western painted turtle) is the source of this 1775-nucleotide messenger RNA. RefSeq names its product ADP ribosylation factor like GTPase 11 (gene ARL11). Gene Ontology annotation, molecular function: GTPase activity; GTP binding. Gene Ontology annotation, cellular component: plasma membrane; cytoplasm. Gene Ontology annotation, biological process: vesicle-mediated transport; intracellular protein transport. NCBI's taxonomy places the organism in Eukaryota, Metazoa, Chordata, Testudines, Emydidae. The record is from RefSeq and is a predicted model, not a curated record.
AUGGGGACCUUGAGCUCCAAGGUUUGGUACAAAAGAGACGCCCGGGUGGUGAUGCUGGGACUGGAUUUUGCGGGCAAAUCCACCAUCUUGUCUAAAUUGAAGAGCAACGAGCUUGUGGAGACUUUCCCGACAGUGGGCUUCAAUGUGGAGUCCCUGAAAACCCCAUGUCAUCUCCCCUUGACUCUCUGGGAUGUGGGUGGUCAAGACAAGCUCCGCGCUAGCUGGAAGGACUAUCUGGAAGACACGGACGCUCUCAUCUUUGUGCUGGACAGUGCCGACAAAACCCGGCUGCCAGAGGCAAUGGCUGAAUUGGAGAAAGUUCUGAACAAUGUACACAUGACUGGGGUUCCAGUCUUGCUUCUGGCCAACAAGCAGGAGCUGCCAAAUUCCCUUUCUCUCUCAGAGCUGCAGGAGAAGCUGAAUCUGGAAUGGUUCAGUGGCCGAAGCUGGGAGCUGAGAGGGUGCAGUGCUCACACUGGCGAGGGGUUGAGGGAAGCCUUAAUGGUCCUGGCAGGACUUCUUAAGAGCCGGGAUAAGAAUUCCCCUGAAUGCGUCUGUGCGCCACUGCAGUGAUGAGGACAUCUUUAAGCUCGGACGUGACUAGAGGGGUCAACUUGAGCAUGAAACUGGAAAAUCAGGUAACUUCCUCCACUAGUAAUCCCUCAGCACUCUGUUCAUCUCAGAAAUAACCAUACCAGGAGCAGAGGAGGUAACGGAACUCCAUAUGGCAUGUGUAAUAUUCCAAAAUAUCCCAUAGUUCUACUGCACCAUGAAAUCACAUCAGAAAACCCCCUUAGCAAAGCUGCAUUUGUGGACAGCAAUGUUCUUGACCUUGCCUUGCCAGUUUUUCCUAAUCUGCUGUACCAGUAAACUCGGCUCUCACUACAGGUAUUACUCGGGUGACAUUUAUUAUUUUGUUCAUGUUAAAUGUCUUACUCUAUGCGUUCUGGAUACGAGUUUUGACCUGAUGAAGAAGAUAUUGCUGGGUGUCAGUCUUUAUUUUUAUUCCUCUAAGCUCAGAUGCACUCAGUACAGAGUAAAAGUCCCCGAAGGGAUAUAUUUGAAUGACCUCAGUUCCACUUCUCUUACAAUUUAUAGCAGAUGUUUGUUGAUCUGAAACAGAGCAGAAUGGAAAGAGAAUGGCUGAACAAAAGAAAUUAAGCACAAGAAUUUAAACAACUAAUUGGCAAUCGGUUUUAGCAGUGUCCUUUGUGAGCAUCAUGCUAGGCCACUGAAGCGUGAUCAAGAUUAGGUUGUGUGUUAUGUUUUUAGAACGUCUGUGUGGAUUUGUGCGUAUCCUGUUUUGUAUAAUUUUUGACAUGUAUUUAGACAUGCUUCAUUUUUAUUGAAACAAGACUAUAAAUGAUAAACAUUUUGUCCUUGGGUUAAUUUAAAACCUGAGGAAAUCAAACAGGAAUGAGCACCAUGAUGAGUUUUAAAUGCUAGGAACAGAUGUAUGCACACCAGAGCUCUAAUCUGUCUCAAAAUAUCCUGAUGCUGAAAUCUAUUAGAUGGUGGACUAGUCUGACAAGAGGAGUGCUAGGAGAUCUGUCUAUUGGGUGUUUUAAAAUUAGACUAGAUAAAACACUAAAAAUGCACUGUAGAAAAGGCAGGGUGAUAGUCUAGACUAGAGGACCUUAACUUCUGCUGUUUUCAGUUGGAGUUGAAGUACUCAGCAGCUGUCAGGUAGUGCUGGGCACAUUUCAGGAUCAGGCCCCUGCUAUGUAGUGAAAGUCUCUAUUUGAUUCCAUUGACUCUUACACUGAAGAGUACUA